Protomyces lactucae-debilis is the source of this 795-nucleotide messenger RNA. RefSeq names its product NADPH-dependent FMN reductase. Gene Ontology annotation, molecular function: oxidoreductase activity. The transcript has a single exon. Lineage: Eukaryota; Fungi; Ascomycota; Taphrinomycetes; Taphrinales; Protomycetaceae. The record is from RefSeq and is a predicted model, not a curated record. The coding region runs from base 1 to 795 and encodes 264 amino acids.
AUGGCUUCGUAUAAGCCUAUUUUAUCAGCCGAUGAUUGGACUAGACAAGCUGUUGAGCUAAUUGAUGCCCGUCAUCUGCACACUCAAGAAGAACAGCCACGCAUUCUCAUCCUGUAUGGUUCAUUACGCAAAGAAUCCUACUCCAAAAAGCUAGCCUACGAAUUUGCAAGGCUCCUAUCAGGUUUGGGUAGUGAUGUGCGUAUCUUUGAUCCAAUGGGUCUUCCGAUCAAGAAUGACGAUGACACAGACCAUCCCAAAGUCCAAGAGUUACGCAAUGCUGCUAUCUGGAGUGAAGGUAUGGUCUGGGUUUCUCCUGAACAGCAUGGCUCCAUGACCGCCGUUUUUAAGAAUCAAAUUGAUUGGAUUCCCUUGUCGCUCGGUAGUGUUCGUCCUACACAGGGGCGUGCAUUGGCCCUGGCUCAAGUCAAUGGUGGCUCACAGUCCUUCAAUAGUGUCAAUCAAUUGCGCAUUCUUGGUCGUUGGAUGCGCUGCUUCACCAUACCCAACCAAUCAUCCAUUCCAAAAGCAUGGACUCAAUUUGAUGGAGACGGGCGAUUGAAGGAUACAGGGUUUCGGGAACGUGUCGUGGAUGUCGCGGAGGAGCUUUACAAAGUGUUGCACAUGCUGCGACCUCAUAGAGAGUCGCUCGACAGUCGAUACUCGGAACGUGUGGAAAAGGCCAAGCAAGGAAGGCUGUUAAGUCAAGCUGAGAAGGAAGCACAAAAACAGCAGCCAAGCACAAAGGAAGCAAAUGAGCCAGAGCUCAUGGAAGCAAAGCCGACAAGUGCAUCUUGA